AUGGGCGGUGGCAGAUUAUACAGAAUGACCGUGCUGCUCCUUGUAGCGAGUCUAACCUGGCGGCAGAGUUUUUCGCAGAGCGUCGCUCCAAUAAUUGAUCAACACAGCAAUGACAACAUUACCAUCUUCACUCGCAUAUUGGACAGUCUACUCGAUGGAUAUGAUAACAGACUCAGACCUGGUUUAGGAGAAAGAAUAACCGAAGUCAAAACUGAUAUCUACGUUACAAGCUUUGGUCCAGUCUCGGACACUGAAAUGGAGUACACAAUCGAUGUCUUCUUCCGUCAAAGUUGGAAGGACGAACGACUGAAGUUCAAAGGACCGAUGCAUCGACUGUCUCUGAAUAACAUGCUGGCCAGUAAGAUCUGGACACCUGACACUUUCUUCCACAAUGGCAAGAAAUCCAUCGCACACAACAUGACCACGCCGAACAAGUUACUGAGGCUGGUGGAGGAUGGCACGCUGCUCUACACCAUGAGAUUAACCAUUUCUGCAGAGUGCCCUAUGCAGCUGGAAGACUUCCCUAUGGACGUCCAUGCUUGCCCCCUUAAAUUUGGAAGCUAUGCGUAUCCGAACUCGGAGGUGAUUUACAUAUGGACGAAUGAAACGGAUAAAUCCGUGGUUGUUGCUGAGGACGGCUCUCGCCUGAAUCAAUACGAUUUAUUAGGCCAAACGGUGGGAGAUGAACUUAUCAGAUCAAGCACAGGUGACUAUGUAGUAAUGACAGCACAUUUCCAUCUGAAGAGAAAAAUCGGCUAUUUUGUCAUCCAAACAUACCUCCCCUGCAUCAUGACUGUUAUCUUAUCCCAGAUGUCAUUCUGGUUGAACAGAGAAUCUGUCCCCGCCAGAACAGUGUUUGGUGUAACCACUGUGCUGACAAUGACAACACUGAGCAUCAGUGCAAGAAACUCAUUGCCAAAAGUCGCAUAUGCCACUGCAAUGGACUGGUUUAUAGCUGUGUGCUAUGCAUUUGUCUUUUCCGCUCUCAUAGAGUUUGCAACAGUCAAUUACUUCACCAAACGAAGCUGGGCAUGGGACGGGAAGAAAGCAAUGGAAGCUUAUCACUCUAAGAAAAAAGACACCUUGGCAAGAAACAUGAACAAUGCGUAUGCCAUCGGGGGAAUGACCUACACCCCAAACAUUACAAAGGAGCCUGUCAUACCCAGCAUCUCAAAGAGCACGACUGUGCAAAUGAAGGCGGAAGAAAAGGCCGCUGAAAGUAAAAAAACUUACAACAGCGUCAGCAAGAUUGACAAAAUGGCCAGAGUUGUGUUUCCAGUCUUCUUUGGAAUUUUCAAUUUAGUUUACUGGGCAACUUAUCUGAACAGAGAGCCAGUUAUAAAAGAAGCCAUUACUCCAAAUUAA
Molecule: messenger RNA, 1365 nt
Organism: Hypanus sabinus (Atlantic stingray)
Lineage: Eukaryota; Metazoa; Chordata; Chondrichthyes; Myliobatiformes; Dasyatidae
Gene: gabra5
Product: gamma-aminobutyric acid type A receptor subunit alpha5
Exons: 9
Coding region: 1-1365 (454 amino acids)
Biological process (GO): gamma-aminobutyric acid signaling pathway; nervous system process; synaptic transmission, GABAergic
Cellular component (GO): neuron projection; postsynapse; synapse
Molecular function (GO): GABA-A receptor activity; transmitter-gated monoatomic ion channel activity involved in regulation of postsynaptic membrane potential; inhibitory extracellular ligand-gated monoatomic ion channel activity
Source: RefSeq, a predicted model, not a curated record